This is a messenger RNA of Dimorphilus gyrociliatus, 2201 nucleotides long. NCBI's taxonomy places the organism in Eukaryota, Metazoa, Annelida, Polychaeta, Dinophilidae. The record is from the annotation of a GenBank genome assembly.
GCUGGACAGUUAAUCGGGUAUAUUUUUUGAAUGUAGAUGUGCCUUAACAACUUUCACAAAGUUGCCGAAAUAAGCUUUCUUUGGAUAACUAUCUGUUUAUAAGUAUAACUCAAACAAAUACGGAUAUGAAUACGAGAUCUAGAAUGAUAAAAAUGGAAUGUGAAAGUUCAUUUGAAGAUUUGGGACUUUCAAAUAACAAAUAUGACUCUCAAAUUAUCGCUCUCAUUAAUUAUUUACAAAAAAAGAAAUGUUUUGAAUUCAAAGAAAUACCUAUUUUGAGAACAAAUGGAAAAGCAAAACCACUUGAUCAAUUACUUAUGAUAAUUCUACAAAGUAAGGAAAUUUGGAAACAUGUAACACAAUUUUCAACCGGUUCCCUUCUCUUUGAGCUAUUUCUCUCAUUCUAUAAGGAAGUUGUUAGGGCCAAUCCAAAUUGUCUGAAAUUUGGAAGUAUUUUUGACCACCAGAGCAGAACAUUCUUUCUUUUAAAAGAAUCCAAAUUUAUUGAAGAAAUGGUUGAGCUAAAGCAGAGUAUAACAUCCAUAUUAGAGUCUGAGAACCUUGCAAAGCGGCUCACAAACUGUGACGAUUUCGUUAUAGUGUUGAAUAAACUAUUGGGAGACGCCUGUGACCCAGUAACUUAUUUUACGCAAACCGACUGCGUAAGAUGCGGAAGUUAUCGGAAACAUCACGAAUGCAAAGAAAACAUGGAUUCUGUAUCCAUUUCGGGAGUCGUAAAAAAUUUAGACAUGUGUUUGCCUGUCUAUUAUGACAAUUGCACAAAAUGUAAUUACUCGGAUACCCCGCACUAUAUAGUAUGGCAUGAAAUUCCUCAGUUUUUAAUGGUUUCCUUCAAAGUUCCAUACUCUUUUGAAAGUCAUAUGAGAUUGGAUGAAGUGGAGAAGAGUUUGAAUUUUGAAUUCAAUUCAAAAUCCUACGUACUCCAUAGUAUUACUUACAAACGGGAUAGAGAGGUUGUCGGCAGUUGGAUUAAAAGUUUUGACAGUGGACUUUGGUUGGAGACGAAACGAUUUCGUUACUCGGGCAAAUUGUCAAAAUGUAAUAAUGAAAAGAUAAGUUUGAAAAAUAUAAAGUUAAUUGUUUUCCAACGAAGUUAUAAAGUGAUGAAAAAUAGUAUAUCCAAUAGACCAGCUUGUUCAAAGCACGAAAGAAAGAAUCAAAAGAUACUGGAAAAGAAAAAAUUCACUGCUAUUUACACAGAGGAAAUAUAUAAUUUUCUUCGUUUACGAGAAAGUAAGAAAGCGGAUCUUGAAGAAAUCUAUAAUCACUUAAAAACUGCAAUUUCACGAGGAAGAUUGAGGAAAAGAACAGCCUUAUCGGUUAUGCUUGAGUCGAAUAAGUUUUGGAAAUUGGAAACGGGUUAUUGGACUAUUAAAACGGAAUUCCUUCAAAGGUUCUCGUCAACAUUUCGCACAAGCGAUGUUAAAAUAGAGAAAUCGGAAGAGCCUGUGGAUUGUGAUAGGAAAAACUGGGCACUGGAAGGAGAAAGCGACCAGGAUGAAGCAACUCACGUUAAUGAUUUAGAAGAGCAAGGGCAUUUUGAGAAAUACGUGGAAAUUAUUCUAAAAAGCAUAUUAAGAAAUGAAAAUCGCUUUACAACGACAAGAGAAAUCUUUUGCAAUUUAAAUUCUUAUUAUGGAAAUGUACCGCCGUACGGAUGCAGACCCCUUGUCCUUCAAAUUUUAAAAAAAUCAAAAUGUUUCGUGUGCAAGAAAUUUGGUCAUUGGAAUUUAACGAAGAGUUCUUACAGAGCCGUCAAAUCCGGAAUAUUUGACCUUAGAACAUUAGAAAUUUUACUUAACAGUUAGCAGUUAGCUAAUUUAUAUAUAUUUAUAUUUAUAUCUAUAUAUAUAAGAUACUAGUGACAUCUGUCUACUUGAGUUUAAAAUACAUUACAUAAGUUUUCACCUUUAGGUCGUACUGUAGACUGUUUAGAAGCAAAUGCUGCAUUUUUUUUAAAGUUGAUUUCUAAGAGCUUAGGGAGAAACUUCAGAUUUUGAAACCCUGGGAAAAUCAGUAUUAAGUUUACACUCUCUUUAAAACUGAAUUAGAAAGUAAAGCGAUUUUUUUUAUAUUGAUCGAACCUAUCUAUUUUGUUUGUACUUUUUCCCUUUUGAUUUAGGAAGACAUGCUCUUUGGUUUUUUUUUACUAAGAUAAAUAUCAACAAAUGUUAUAUCGC